AUGUACUUCUCCAUAGCCGUUCUUGUUACAGCCCUGCUGUCACCGACUGUGUCAGCGCUGGCAUUUGACGGCGCUGUGGGAUUUGGCUCUAUAGCAACGGGCGGUACUGGCGGAACCACCGUCACGGUCACGACCUUGGCAGACUCAGGAACAGGUUCUCUACGAGACGCUGUAAGCCAAUCGAAUCGAAUCAUCGAGUUCUCCGUCAGCGGCUACAUCGUGCUUGACUCAGCCCUAUCACUAUCAAGCCACUUGACCAUCAACGGGCAGACAGCUCCAGGCAAUGGAAUCGGGAUCAUGGGAGCCGAAGUAUCAGCCAGCGGCAAAACGAAUAUCAUCAUCCGCAACUUGCGCAUGCGACAAGGCACACUCGAUUCCGACACGGGUCACAGUGCAUUCAACAUGGGAAAAGCAUCCAACGUCAUCCUGGACCAUUGCUCGAUUGAGUACGGCCAGUGGGAUUCUAUCGAUGCGGUCGGAACAGUCAACAUCACCGUCUCCAACUCGAUUAUCGCCUUGCCCAUUGGACAGCAAUUCGGCGCUCAUGUCGAGACAGGCCCUUCAACAUUCUAUCGUAACCUCUGGGUUAGCGCGCAUAACCGCCAGCCUCUAUCCAAAGACGAUACCCAAUACAUCAACAACGUGGUAUACAAUUACCAGGCAGCGUAUACGUCGGGUAAUACAGCUGGCUACUUCUCGCACGAUAUCAUCGGCAAUUAUUUCAUUACGGGGCCGAGUACUUCGACUGCGAAGGAUGCUUUCUACCAGAUGGACGCGCAACAAAGCGUAUACGCUUCGGGCAAUUAUCUUGAUGAUAAUGAAGACGGGGAGCUGAAUGGAAGCAGCUACAAUUCCGUUGGCUCUGCGACUGUGCUUUCUGAGCCCUGGUCAUCGGACUCAUCGAGUCUCGCGACCCUUUCGGCUGUGGAGGCUGUCGCAUAUGUCCUGGCAAAUUCGGGCGCUUUGCCCCGGGAUGAAUUAGAUACCUUCGUCGUCAGUCAGGUGAAGUCGUAUGGAACGAAUGGGACAUUGUAUAAGAGCCAGACAUCUACUGGGGUCUCUAAUGGAGGCUAUGGGACUCUUUGA
Molecule: messenger RNA, 1086 nt
Organism: Penicillium subrubescens
Lineage: Eukaryota; Fungi; Ascomycota; Eurotiomycetes; Eurotiales; Aspergillaceae
Gene: plyC
Product: polysaccharide lyase family 1 protein
Exons: 1
Coding region: 1-1086 (361 amino acids)
Source: RefSeq, a predicted model, not a curated record